AUGAUUGAGGUUGAAAAUUAUUACCAAGAUAAACCAGUUGUAGUAAUAGAAGCACUAUUAGAUAAAGUUACAAAAAUAGAUGUGAUAAUAAGAAAUUUACUAGAAUCAUUGACAAAAACUAAAUGUGAUAUUAAUGGUGCAAGCAAUAACAAUAAUGUGAUCAAAAAGUACAAAAAUAACAAUGAUAAUAAAGAAGACACUGUAUUUGAAGGAUCUAGCUUAGAUUGUAGAGCUGUAACUGAUAAUAGAAUUCAACAAAAGUCAGAACACCAAUUAGCCAAGAUGUAUAGUGUUGCAAUGAUUGUGGAUUAA
This is a messenger RNA of Dentiscutata heterogama, 312 nucleotides long. Lineage: Eukaryota; Fungi; Glomeromycota; Glomeromycetes; Diversisporales; Gigasporaceae. The record is from the annotation of a GenBank genome assembly.